This is a messenger RNA of Eurypyga helias (sunbittern), 585 nucleotides long. It is a transcript of the gene TPRG1L, whose product is annotated as tumor protein p63 regulated 1-like. NCBI's taxonomy places the organism in Eukaryota, Metazoa, Chordata, Aves, Eurypygiformes, Eurypygidae. The record is from RefSeq and is a predicted model, not a curated record. The transcript has 3 exons. Gene Ontology annotation, cellular component: cytoplasm; synaptic vesicle. The annotation marks the transcript as partial.
CUGCUAAAGCCCAGUCCCGUUAUCUUACCAGAAUUGACCACUGGAACAAUGAGAAGGAGCGUCUCGUUCUCAUCACGGAUUGGUCCCUCCUGAUCUGCAAAUACAACUUCCUCAGCCUGCAGUGCCAGCACGUGACAAGGAUAGCCCUCAGCGCCGUCGACACCAUCUCUGUAGGAGAGUUUGAGUUCCCACCUAAGUCUCUCAACAAGCGCGAAGGUGUCGGCAUCCGGAUUCAGUGGGACAAGCAAAGCCGCGCCUCCUUCAUAAACAGAUGGAACCCGUGGUCCACCAGCAUCCCGUACGUCACCUUCACCGAGCAUCCCAUGGCAGAUGCUGAUGAGAAGGUCGCAUCCCUCUGCCUAUUGGAAAACUUUAAAACUCAGCUAAUUCAAGCUGUGAAGAAAGCCCAUAAGGAGUGUCCGCUGCCAGGAAGGGCUAACGGUGUGCUGGUGCUGGAGCGUCCCCUUCGGAUCGAGACCUACCUGGGAUUGAUGUCCUUCAUCAACAAUGAGGCCAAGCUCGGCUACUCCAUGACAAGAGGCAAAAUUGGAUUUUAAACUUCAUUGCAUGUAAUCUUCUUGAGGG